UUGUUUAAAGAAUGCGUCAACAACGAGUAAUAAUACGGAUUUGAAUGAAGAGUCUUUUACUAGAACAAGCGUAUAUCAAAUUUACGAAUCGGUGCAGGUUAAAAACUAUUUUAAUAAUGAUGCAUGUUUAAAAUAUGCGUAAUUAUUUACUGCAUGAGCUAGUUUAAUAAAGACAAACUUUGAAACACGAGUGGCAUAAUAAAGUGAAUUUUGAUUAAAUAUUUCUAGCAUAUUGCGAAUUGUUUUAUUUGAUAACAAAUGUGAAAACAGUGAUGUCGGACAGUGAAGGACAUAACAAUGAAGGUUUCGUCGCUGAUGAAAGACUACGGUCUCAUCCUGAGACACCAAUGUCUCCAGCGGCGUUUGUCUAUCCCGAAACACCAAUCUUAAGACAACCACCUGUUGCUGUUUUACAAACAAGAUCUGAGCAAAGUGUUGCCGGUGUUCGCAGGCCAAUACCAGUGUCUACGAUAUCAUGGCGAUCGACACAGGCGGGACAAGCAAAUCCGCUUUCAGGAUUAGACUUUCUGCAUGGGGUUGACCAAGUACAUAUACAACAAACUGUUGAAUUACAUGAUAUGAUGUCUAAAGUAGAAUCGGAGAAUCGGUAUACUGUGAAAAUACCUUUGGGCGAAACAUUAUACGUGGCUUGCGAAACCUCGAAAUCAUCUCACAGGAUGUUGUGGGGAUCGGGUCGCCCUUUCUCGAUGAGGUUGUUGGAUCAGUCACAACAGGAAGCUUUUUCGUUCCAACGAAGACUUGCAUGCAAUAUGCUUUGUUGUGGUUUCAGAUCAGAGGAACUUGAAGUUUGGGCACCCCCUGGCGAUUAUUUAGGAAGUAUCACUCGGGAAUUUACAAUGUUUGAACCUUUGUUCCGCAUUUGCGACGCAUCAGGAGACGUCUUAUUCUGGAUCGUAGGCCCAAAUAUGGGAAUAUUUUGUACCAAACACAGUGAUGCCGAAUUUAGUAUUUUGUCGGCAGAUCGUACUACACCACGGGGCAGCAUUCGGCACAUGUGGGAUCAUCAUGUCACUAGUUAUAAUUUGAUAACUUUUUUCCCAUCGCAAUAUACAGAUUGUCGAACCAAGGCACUUAUACUAGGCGCUGCAUUUCUUUUGGAAUAUAUUUAUUUUGAAAAAUCAAAAACUAAGCCUUAUUAA
Molecule: messenger RNA, 1160 nt
Organism: Ctenocephalides felis (cat flea)
Lineage: Eukaryota; Metazoa; Arthropoda; Insecta; Siphonaptera; Pulicidae
Product: phospholipid scramblase 1
Exons: 8
Coding region: 273-1160 (295 amino acids)
Biological process (GO): plasma membrane phospholipid scrambling
Cellular component (GO): plasma membrane
Molecular function (GO): phospholipid scramblase activity
Source: RefSeq, a predicted model, not a curated record